Arachis duranensis is the source of this 1128-nucleotide messenger RNA. RefSeq names its product vacuolar protein sorting-associated protein 20 homolog 2-like. NCBI's taxonomy places the organism in Eukaryota, Viridiplantae, Streptophyta, Magnoliopsida, Fabales, Fabaceae. The transcript is spliced from 5 exons. The coding region runs from base 23 to 790 and encodes 255 amino acids. Gene Ontology annotation, biological process: vesicle budding from membrane; late endosome to vacuole transport via multivesicular body sorting pathway. The record is from RefSeq and is a predicted model, not a curated record. Gene Ontology annotation, cellular component: multivesicular body; ESCRT III complex.
UCAUCAAAAUCUGAUUGAUGGUAUGGGGAAUCAGUUCGUCAAGAAGCCAAAGGUCACCGAUGUCGAUCGUGCAAUUCUUGCACUCAAGACCCAGAGACGCAAGCUUUCUCAAUAUCAACGAAAGCUUGAUGCUGUUAUUGAAGCGGAAAAGCAAGCUGCACGAGACUUGAUUCGUGAAAAGAAGAAGGACAGGGCCUUGUUAGCAUUGAAGAAGAAAAAAGCACAAGAAGAACUGCUGAAGAAAGUGGAUUCCUGGCUUAUAAAUGUUGAGCAACAAUUAGCAGAUAUUGAACUUGCAAGUAAGCAGAAGGAUGUCUUUGAUAGUUUGAAGGCCGGAAGCAAUGCAUUGAAGGCGAUACAGAAUGAGCUAAACAUCGAGGAUGUUCAGAAACUUAUGGAUGAUACAGCUGAAGCUAAAGCUUAUCAAGAUGUAAGUUUAACUGCCUCUAAAUUUGUUUUGCUAUCCAUAUUUUGCUGCUGCUUUUCUCUUUUCCCAUUCAUUAUUUCCCUUCCUUGCUUACUGAUGGAUGCCACUAUUUUCUUGAAUUUAAAGGAAAUUAAUGCAAUAUUAGGAGACAAGUUAUCAGCAGAAGACGAGGAGGAAGUUUUGGCUGAAUUUGAAAACUUGGAAACUCAGCUUAUUGAAGACGAUCUUCCUGAAGUUCCCACAGCAGCGUCUAUAUAUACAGACGAGAAACUGGACCUUCCUGUCGUCCCAACCACGGCAGCGGAUGUGGAAGUUGCUGCCAAUUCUACAAAGAAAGUUAUGGAGGAACCCCUGCCAGCUUGAAAGAUCAUUUGUGACCUGCAUGCAAAUUUUGGGGAAGCAUUGGCCUCCAGGUAUUUAUGCCCUUACAAGUUACAUUUUCAAUUUGGACUUGGCAUAAUUAAUUUGCACAGCUUUUGCCAUAUAUAAUACGUCAAUGACACAAAAGAGCAUAUUGUAAAGAAAAAAAUAUAGGUAUUAAAUUAGGGUCGUAAAUCGUAACCUCAAAAAUCAAAAGUAACUAAAAAAAAAUAAACAGAUUGAUAACUAGUAUUUUUAUGAAAUUAAGAAAAAAAUAGACUUAGUUAUUAUUGGAUCAUUAAAUUUGAAGAUCACUAUUCUUCCCAUAACUAGGUAAAUUU